Messenger RNA from Brassica oleracea var. oleracea, 2105 nucleotides. Its product is annotated as lysine--tRNA ligase-like. Bases 80 to 1921 code for a protein of 613 amino acids. Lineage: Eukaryota; Viridiplantae; Streptophyta; Magnoliopsida; Brassicales; Brassicaceae. Gene Ontology annotation, cellular component: cytosol; cytoplasm. Gene Ontology annotation, molecular function: tRNA binding; ATP binding; lysine-tRNA ligase activity. Gene Ontology annotation, biological process: lysyl-tRNA aminoacylation. The record is from RefSeq and is a predicted model, not a curated record. The transcript is spliced from 14 exons.
UAAUAAACCCUAAAGAAGACUCAUUCCUCAUCUUCGCCGUCUUCUUCUUCUGGAUUCGUGUACCAAUAAUUCGAUUUCCAUGGAAGGCUCAGUUGAUCAAACAACGCAAGAAAUAUCCAAACUAUCCAUGGAUCCUGCUCCCUCUUCCACUGCUGAGACUGGCGAUGGAGCUCGGAGUAAAAAUGCUCUGAAGAAGGAACUGAAGAUGAAGCAGAGAGAGGAAGAGAGGAAACAAAAAGCCAAACAAGCUCCAAAGGCAAGCUCCCAGAUGUCAGUGGCAUCAGCAGAUGAUGAGGAUAUGGAUCCAACGCAAUACUUUGAGAACAGAUUGAAGUAUCUCGCGGCGGAGAAGGCUAAGGGGGAGAAUCCGUACCCUCACAAGUUUGCUGUGUCGAUGUCUAUCCCUGAGUACAUUGAGAAGUAUGGUAGUUUGAACAAUGGGGAUCAUGUUGAAGACGCUGAAGUUUCUCUAGCUGGGAGGAUAAUGAGCAAGCGAGCUUCCUCUUCCAAGCUCUUCUUCUAUGAUCUUCACGGUGAGGAUUUCAAGGUCCAGGUCAUGGCUGAUGCAAGUAAGUCAGGGUUGGAUGAAGCUGAGUUUUCAAAGCUCCAUGCGAAUGCUAAGCGUGGUGAUAUUGUUGGUGUUACUGGGUUUCCAGGAAAAACUAAGAGAGGAGAGUUGAGUAUUUUCCCCCGAUCGUUUAUUCUUCUGUCACAUUGCCUCCACAUGAUGCCAAGAAAGGCUGACAGUGUUGGCGCAAAGAAACCUGAAAACUGGGUUCCUGGUGAACCGAGGAAUCCUGAAGCAUAUGUUCUGAAAGAUCAGGAAUCUCGAUAUCGCCAGCGUUACCUUGAUCUAAUGUUGAACGUGGAGGUUCGCCAGAUAUUCAAAACCAGAGCCAAUAUCAUCUCCUACGUAAGGAGAUUCCUUGACAAUCGAAGAUUCUUGGAGGUUGAGACACCCAUGAUGAACAUGAUCGCUGGUGGAGCAGCUGCCCGACCCUUUGUGACACAUCACAAUGAUCUAGACAUGAAGCUGUACAUGCGUAUCGCGCCCGAACUCUUCCUCAAGCAACUUAUCGUCGGUGGCUUAGAACGUGUCUAUGAGAUUGGGAAGCAGUUCAGAAACGAGGGUAUUGACCUGACUCACAAUCCGGAGUUCACCACUUGCGAGUUCUAUAUGGCUUUCGCGGACUACAAUGACCUGAUGAAAAUGACUGAGGAUAUGUUGAGUGGCAUGGUGAAAGAGUUAACAGGUGGUUACAAAAUCAAGUAUCAUGCUAAUGGGUAUGAUAAGGAGCCAAUCGAAAUUGACUUCACUCCUCCAUUCAGGAGGAUUGAGAUGAUAGGAGAGUUAGAGAAGGUGGCGAACCUCAAUAUUCCAAAAGACUUGGCUAGCGAAGAAGCCAACAAGUAUCUGAUUGAUGCUUGUGCCAGGUUCGACGUGAAAUGCCCGCCUCCUCAGACUACAGCUCGUCUACUAGAUAAACUUGUUGGAGAAUUUCUGGAAGUGACAUGUGUCAACCCAACGUUCAUCAUCAACCAUCCCGAGAUCAUGUCUCCCUUGGCGAAAUGGCAUAGAUCAAACAGUGUUCUGACUGAGAGAUUCGAGCUGUUCAUCAACAAACAUGAACUUUGCAACGCCUACACCGAGCUGAACGAUCCUGUGGUUCAGCGUCAAAGGUUUGCUGAUCAACUCAAGGAUAGACAGUCGGGAGACGAUGAAGCGAUGGCCUUAGAUGAGACUUUCUGCAAUGCUUUAGAAUACGGAUUGGCUCCUACAGGUGGUUGGGGAUUGGGGAUAGAUAGGCUUGCCAUGCUGUUCACUGACUCACAAAACAUCAAGGAGGUUAUUCUCUUCCCGGCAAUGAGGCCACAAGACGAUCCAGCAUCCGUUAAAGCUUCUUUGCAAGCAGAGAACUAAGGAGGAUAGAGCUCAGUUUUCAUCUCUUUUGCCGGUCGAAUUGCUAUUAUGGAACAAGCUGUUCUCAGAUAACUCUUAAUCGCCAUGUACGAACAACCAUACAAACGAAACUAGUUAUUAUCAAAAACCUUUGUAAGACUUUUUUGGAAUUGGUUUAUUGUUUUUGAUCGUGAUUUUUCUCCAA